Messenger RNA from Medicago truncatula (barrel medic), 1215 nucleotides. Its product is annotated as L10-interacting MYB domain-containing protein. Bases 90 to 986 code for a protein of 298 amino acids. The transcript has 3 exons. The record is from RefSeq and is a predicted model, not a curated record. NCBI's taxonomy places the organism in Eukaryota, Viridiplantae, Streptophyta, Magnoliopsida, Fabales, Fabaceae.
AAGAUGUUUCCUUUCCUACUACUACCACUUGUUGUAACCUCAUCAGAUGAAGGAUCAAUUUUAAUCGGAGACAUUGCAGUUUCUCUCAGAUGGCACGCCGAAUUACCAGAUCAAGAAGGCUAGAAACGCAGCAGCUAGAACAGUCAAGGGCUAAGUGGACAGCAUCACUUACUAAGAUACUGGCAGAUUUGAUGGUUGACCAAGUACACAAAGGGAACAAGCAAAACAAUUCAUUCAAUAAGAAAGCAUGGAAACAUAUUUGUGAUGGAUUUCACAACAAAACAGGUCUGAAAUGGGAUAAGGAAAAACUCAAAAACCGACAUUCAGUGUUGAGGAGACAGUAUGCUAUUGUGAAGCCCAUUCUUGAUGAAGGUGACUUUGUUUGGGAUGAAGCCACGGGAGCUAUAAUUGCGAAUGAUGAAAUUUGGGCAGAAUACAUCAAGAACAAUCCUGACGCCGAGACUGUAAAAAGUGGUGGCUGUUCAAUCUUUAAGGAGCUAUGUACAAUAUUCUCUGAGGCAGCAACGAACGGACAACAUGAAUAUGCUGCAUCUGAUAGUGAACACACUCCUAGAGCUCCUUGUCCAGAAUUGUUGAGCACACAUCAAGAUGAGUCUUCAUCUGAAUCCGAGGAUGAGGAAGAUGCAAAUGGCCCCCAAACAGUUCAACCUACUACACCUACAGCAACUUGUAGUAGUCGCAAAAGAGGGCGUAAAGGAGUUGAUGGUGCUAUUGCAGACGCUAUAUUAGAGAUGGCAUCUGCUUCAAAGAUGAGAGCAGCUGCCAUAGAGCAACAUAACUCUAAAUACAGCAUAUCUGACUGUAUCAAGGAUUUAGAUUUAAUGGAAGGUGUUGAUCAACAACUAUAUUUUGCUGCUCUAGAUCUUUUCAACAAUCCUAAUGCAAGAGAGAUAUUUUUGUCUCUCAAAAAGGAUAAACGUUUAACUUGGUUGCACCACAGGUGUGCUGUUGUAUCCAAUAGAUAGGUUGAAAAAUAUAUGAAAUGAUAUCUUUUUGGCCACUUUGAUAUGUUAGUGUUGAAUUAUUCACAAGGAAACUCAUCAAUAUCAUGAAAGCUCCUCGAGUUUUUGUGUUAAAAGAUAUUAAUGUCUGAUUGACAUGCAACUAUACUAACAAUUGAAGCAAUCUGUAUCACCAAACAUGCACUAAAGAGUGAGUUGAAUGAAUUGAUCAAGUCUUACAAUCUUCACUAAA